ACACACACACACACUGGAGGAGUACACACACCGUCAUCAUGUCAGCUUGCCAACUAUCACAAUGACAUCUAACUAUGGAUAUGGAUCUAGCGGUUUGGGGUUCAGUGUGGCUCAGAUUGGUGGCUUGUGUCUUGUUUGUUCUGCUGCAAUGGACAGAAAGUGUAACACUACUCAAGACCUCAACACUCUGCCUGGACAACCCUUGCCAACACCAGUCAGAGUGCAGGGAAGCCCUGUCUGAUUUCCUGUGCCAGUGUCAGACGACUGUGCCAGUCUUUCCCAGCACGCGUUGUGAUUCUUCCAGUACGUUCUGCCAACUGUCCAUCUGCCAGGGCAAUGUGACAUGUCAACCCACCGGCGCCCACCCAGGGGAACUAGUUUGCCAGUGUGACUCCGGCUUGCUGGGGCAGGACUGUCUUUCCAGUGCCCAGCUCUGCGCUCAGGGGCAUUGUGGGGACAGUGCCCACUGUCUGGCAGUGCGAGACCAGAGCCCAGGGUACGCAUGCAUCUGUCAGGAGGGUUACACUGGAAGAUCUUGCGAAAAAGAGGUGGACCACUGCUCUCCUAACCCCUGCAGAAACCGCGCCAUCUGCCGCAGCAGAAGGAAUGGGCCCACUUGCUUCUGCGUGCCAGGAUUCCAGGGCCAGCUCUGCGAGAUUGAGGUGAAUGAAUGUGUGUCGAGGCCCUGUAGAAACGGAGCCACCUGUGUGGACAAGAUCGGGCACUACAUCUGUCUCUGCAGGCCUGGAUACAUGGGUAGCAGCUGUGAGCUGGAGAUUGAUGAGUGUCAGUCACAGCCCUGUCUCCACGGCGCCAGUUGCCAUGACCACAUCAAUGGCUUCACGUGCACAUGCCUGGCGGGUUUCCAGGGCGAGAGCUGUGAAAUCAACAUCGACGAGUGCCGUGACCAGCCAUGCCAAAACGGGGCUCUGUGUGUGGAUGAAAUCAAUAGCUACCGCUGUGACUGCUCACAGACUGCUAACUUCACUGGUGUUGACUGUGAGAUCCCGCCUCCGCCCUGCUGGUCUCAACCCUGCCUCAACAGCGCCCUCUGUGAGAAUCAACAGGAGAACUACACCUGCAACUGCUGGCCAGGGUUUGAAGGGCGUAACUGUGAGGUAGACGUCAGUGAAUGUGAAAGCAAUCCCUGUGUGAAUGAAGGCAUUUGCAUGGAGCUUUCUUGGAAAACACUUUACGGUACUGAGCCCCUGUUUACAGCUAGAUACAAUCCCAGACUUGCUUCCGGGUUCAUCUGCAAGUGUCCGCCAGGAUUCUCAGGUGCCUUGUGCGAGCAAAACACAACUGCCUGUACCACCAGCCCAUGUCAUAAUGGAGCCACAUGUGAAGACUUCCUAGGCAGCUACAAGUGCAUCUGCCCUUCUGAAAGCCAAGAUGGAGUCCUCUACGGUGGUCGAAACUGUAGCGAGCCUCUUACAGGUUGCGAAGGUCACGAGUGCCAGAACGGAGCGUCCUGCAUCCCAUUCCUCAGCGAAGGUGUACAUGGAUACAGUUGCAUCUGUCAGCCUGGCUACACCGGCUCUUACUGCCAAACGCUCACUGUGUUCUCCUUUGAGACAAGCAGAGCAUUCUUGCACCUGCAGACCCCGCUGCUGGGUGCAGAAACAUAUUUCAAUAUCACGCUAAGCUUUCGUACAGUCCUGGAGAACACAGUGCUCUUCCAAAGGGGCAGCGGAGGGGUCACACUCAGCCUGGAGAUACAGGAGACACACCUGAUUCUUGAUCUUAAGACUGACCCUCAGCCAAACGCAACCAGCUGGACUCUGAUGUUGCCUCAGGUUGUAUCUGAUGGUGAAUGGCACACAGUAGAAGCCGUACUUGGAGAGGGUACCCUGCUGCUGCAGCUGCUGGAGCCAUGCCAGGGUGGACAAAACUGUGGUACAACAGCCCAAGUAAAGAUCGGCGCCCUUGAGCUGGAGUCAGCCCUACUAAGCACCUUUGUUGGAGGAUUGGAUGAGGGAGGGAGCUCCAGAUCAUUCAUCGGCUGCAUGAGGGACUUGCUCGUGGACUCGCAGCUGAUGAUACCGGAGGACUGGUUGAGCAGCUCAGCUGUAAAUGUUGUGCAGGGCUGUAGCCAUCAUGACCGAUGCCUUUCUGGUCCAUGCGAGAACCAUGGAGAAUGUGUUAACCUUUGGCAAGGUUACCAGUGCAAAUGUCUGCGCCCAUAUGUGGGUCAAAACUGUGAUGAGGAGUAUAUUACCGCCAGAUUUGCCCAGCAAGACUCGACAAGCUAUGCUGUCUUCACCAUCAAUGACGAACCUGACUCGGAAACACUUCAUCUGUCCAUGUUCUUGCGUACUCGAAAAGACUCUGGUCUUUUGGUGCUGCUGGCCAACAGCACCUCUGACUACUUGCAGAUGUGGCUGGAAAAGGGAAAACUGACAGUUCAAGUCAACAACUUGAAGACUGUGACUGGUGAAAGGGUGCUUAAUGAUGGUGAGAGACAUUUUGUCAGUGUCACCAUCGAGGAUGGCAUGAUGACUCUGCAGGACUCGGAUCAUGAAUUCGAAGCAACAUAUGUUCAACCUGUUUCCAUUCAGUUUGGGGAUACGAUCAAUGUCGGUGGCCUGUUUGAUGUACAAGCCUUAACUGCGUUUGGUGGACAUUUUAAAGGUUGUCUACAAGACUUGCAGCUUAAUGAGAAGAAGCUUGAGUUUUUCCCAAUUGAUACUUCUGCGAUGUCGUACAAACCCGAUCGCGUUGUGAAAGUUACUGCAGGCUGCACCAGUGAUGACACUUGCUCAAAAAAUCCUUGCCAAAAUGGUGGCAUCUGCUUUUCUUCAUGGGAUGAUUUUACUUGCAACUGCCCUCCUAACACAUCAGGACAACACUGUGAGGAGGUGAGCUGGUGUGACCUCAACCCGUGCCCACCACAAGCAAUAUGCCGGGCCCUAAACCAGGGCUAUGAAUGCAUUUCAAACGUGACUUUCCAGGAGAACACCACACUUGUAUACCAAGGCAAUGGGCUGAUAUCCCGCCAUCUGACCAGUAUUGUCUUUAAUAUCCGUACACGUAAGCGCAAUGCCAUAGUGUUGCAUGCAGAGAGUGGAUCAGAGUUUGUAACUGUAUCUCUUCAAGAUGGAUUUCUGGUUCUUGAGCUUCUAAGUGGACCUACUACUUCAUCCUCAUUGUCACCAGUAACCCUGCACAGCCCAAGGGUAGUCGCUGAUGGGGAAUGGCAUGUUAUAGAGCUGUUAAUGGCCACUCCAGGGUCUAACAGCUCCCACUGGAUUAUGGUCCCCCUAGAUGAAAAAGAUGAGCCUACUAAAUCAGACUCUAUGACCGGAAAUCUAGACUUCCUCAGAGAGAGCGUGUACAUCAUGCUAGGAGGACUAGGCCCUGAUUCUGGCUCCAAUCUCAUUGGUUGCUUGAGUAAUGUUGAGAUUGGUGGAAUCGUGCUUCCGUAUUAUGGACAGACUGAGGUGAGAUUUCCACGCACACAGGAAGAAAUGUUCAAUAAGAUAUCCGAGGAGCCUGUUCAAACCGGCUGUUUCGGGGAGGUGGUGUGUGAGCCCAAUCCCUGCCUGCAUGGAGGCAUCUGUGACGAUCACUUCAACCUUUUUCACUGCUUCUGUCUUCCUGGCUGGGGCGGUGAUCACUGUGAGCUGAAUACAAACACCUGCGCCUCCAACCCCUGUCGACAUGGAUAUUGUAGUGUGCAGGACCUCACAUACAACUGCACAUGUGAGGACGGAUACACUGGCACCAACUGUGAGAUGAAGGUGGAUGCUUGUGCUGGGCACAGGUGUGCUAAUGGAGCGACCUGCUUGCGUGGCUUCAACAUGUAUUCCUGCCUCUGUACCGACAAGUUUACUGGGCCACUUUGCAACAUUCAGAUUGAAGAGGUUCCGUGGUACGUAGUUGUCAGGAACAUACCGCCAAAGCUCCCGGUGUCCAUCUGUGGCGAUGAACAGCAGAACUACACAUGUUUCAAUGGGGGGAACUGUUCUGACACCAACAUGCCGUGCGACUGCCACCCUGGGUUUUCGGGUCACUGGUGUGAACUAGAACUUGAUGAAUGUAGAUCCAAUCCUUGCAAGAAUGGCGGCUACUGCCAGAACAUGGUCAACAGGUUCCAAUGCGUCUGUGAAAUGACUUUUGCCGGCGAGACCUGCGAAGUGGACCUGAACGCAGAGAGUGUGACGUCUCAGCUGUUGCUCUCCAUCAGCCUGGUGUGUGUGGUUCUGCUCUUGGUUGUUUUUGGUGUGACCACAGCUCUGGUCAUUGCACUGAACCGAAGGGCCACACGGGGCACUUACAGCCCCAGUCGGCAGGAGAAGGAAGGCUCAAGGGUGGAAAUGUGGAACAUUGUACAACCUCCACCAAUGGAGAGACUCAUCUGAUGCUUUUUACAAGACGGCGGAGAAAAGAAAGUGCUUAAUUAUGUGGCAGCUAUAAGAGUUGGACCA
Danio rerio (zebrafish) is the source of this 4427-nucleotide messenger RNA. RefSeq names its product crumbs cell polarity complex component 1 (gene crb1). The record is from RefSeq and is marked provisional. Gene Ontology annotation, molecular function: calcium ion binding. NCBI's taxonomy places the organism in Eukaryota, Metazoa, Chordata, Actinopteri, Cypriniformes, Danionidae. Gene Ontology annotation, cellular component: apical plasma membrane; protein-containing complex; cell-cell junction. Gene Ontology annotation, biological process: animal gross anatomical part developmental process; establishment or maintenance of cell polarity; cell differentiation.